GCAGAGUCAGGAUGCAACAGAAACUGGGCAGCUCCUGAGUCCUGCCUCUCAUCCUCUGCCCUCAUGUUCUGGGACAGGGGUCACCCUUUGGAUUUGGGCAUCACAUCAGGUGGAGGCAGCACCUUUGGGGUCUGCUGAGACUGAGAUCUGGUCUGAAAGGUGCCAGAACCUGCUGUCUCCUCCACCACCCCUCAGGGAGGACAGGUUGCAGCUGAGGAAGAAACUGUGACUUCUCACACAGAGAUGGGACCUUGGUACAGCCUGUGUGUCUGUCUGUCCUGCAGGGCUCAGGGACAUUUUAUGUCAUCUGAACCCUUGGGAACCCUAGCAGACAGCGUUAUGACCCUGGCCUUCAUUUCUCUUCUUUGUCUCGGUGAGUUCUGGGGAAAACAGAAGGAUGGGGUCUUCUUCACUCCCAGAUCUAGGACUCAGGAAGGCCAGUGGGGGAAGAAAUCCUAAGGAGAGAAGAUUUCAGCUCAGCAGGGUUCCAGACCAGGCCUGGAGCUUCUGUGUGGGCAUUGAGGAUAACUCACAGGACUCUCUUCCAGGGCUGUGUCAGGGCCCUUGGGACCAGGUCCAGGCAGGAGUGGACAGCACACCCUCCCUCUCAGCCGACCCAGGCCCAGUAGUGGCCUCAGGAAGGAGAGUGUCCCUCUUGUGCAGCUCACAGACCACAUGGGACACUUUCCACCUGCUGAAGGAGGGAGGGGCUGUGCCGCCGCAACACAGGAAAUCAGAACAGAAGUACUAUGCUAGGAGAUGGCGGCAGGUGGCCAUCUUCCCCAUGGGCCAUGUGAACACCUCCCAUGGGGGGACCUACAGAUGCUAUGGUUCCAACAGCUCCAACUCCAAUGAGCGGUCACAGCUUAGUGCCCCUCUGCACCUCGAGAUCACAGGUGUGUACAGGGAGCCCUCACUCUCAGCCAAGCCAGGGCCCCUGGUGCUGCCAGGAGACAACCUGACCUUCCAGUGUCGCUCUGAGGCUGGAUUUGACAGAUUUGCUCUGAUAAAGGAUGAAGGGCCCACACCCCCCCAGCAUCUCCAUGGGCAGCACAGCUCUGACUUCCCCCUGGGCCCUGUGAACCUCUCCCAUGGGGGCUGGUACUGGUGCUACAGUGGUCACAACCUCUCCUAUGUGUGGUCGGCCCCCAGCGCCCCCCUGGAAAUCCUGAUUGCAGGAAUGUACAGGAAACCCUUUCUCUCGGCCCAGCCUGGGCCCUCAGUGCCCUGGGGAGCCAACGUGACCCUGCAGUGUCGAUCUGAGGUCAGGGCUGACACCUUCCACCUGCACAGGGAGGGGUCCCUGUAUCCUCCUCAGCAGCUUCGUCUGCAGGAUAUGGCUGUCCCCUUUGAGGCCUACUUCACCAUCAGCCCGGUGACCUUGGGCCACAAUGGGACCUACAGGUGCUACAUCUCACGCAGCUCCUCCCCCUUCCAGCUGUCACAGUCCAGUGACCCCCUGGAGCUCCUGGUCUCAGGCUCAAACACCCAAGACUACACAGUGGGGAACCUCAUCAGAUUGGGUGUGUCUGGCUUGGUCCUCAUGGUCCUCGGGGUGCUGCUGUGUGAAGCUUGGCACAGUCAGAGAAGACCUCACAAUGCAGCCAGCAGCUGAACACAAGGGACAACAAACCCACCAGUCAGUGAGGUGGAACCUGGUGAAGAGUCUGAUGAGCCCAAGAAGCUCUGGAGGAAACUGUGGGCACCUGUGGGAAAGAGUCUGCUGAGAAUGUGGAGGGUAUGGGUGUGGUUCCCAUGCAGGGAGAGGUGGGGCUGCUGCUGCAGAGGCUUCUCCACAGUUAGACUGUGGGUGUCUCACCUCACUUCACUUCUCCGUUUCCUUGACUGGCCCCUCUGUUGUCAACCCCGUGACCUGGAGCUCAGCCCACAUCACAGGUUCAGACCCACACCUGGGCUCACCCUCCAUGUUUGGUCCAAUUUCAUGUAGGACAUUUUUCUCAUUUUUAUUCUCCACAUUCAUUCAUUUUGCAUCUCUUUUGGUCAGAUUGGUCAGAUGCAGAUAUCUUUUUUAAACAACUGAAUAAAUGGAUAAAUAUCAAAAAUA
Phyllostomus hastatus (greater spear-nosed bat) is the source of this 2065-nucleotide messenger RNA. Its product is annotated as leukocyte immunoglobulin-like receptor subfamily A member 4. Bases 398 to 1615 code for a protein of 405 amino acids. The record is from RefSeq and is a predicted model, not a curated record. The transcript has 5 exons. Lineage: Eukaryota; Metazoa; Chordata; Mammalia; Chiroptera; Phyllostomidae.